This is a messenger RNA of Solanum lycopersicum (tomato), 1734 nucleotides long. The record is from RefSeq and is a predicted model, not a curated record. NCBI's taxonomy places the organism in Eukaryota, Viridiplantae, Streptophyta, Magnoliopsida, Solanales, Solanaceae.
AUGGUGGAUGUGGAUCCUUCUAAUAGCAAAGAGGAGAUGAUGAAGAUAAUUUUUAACAAGUUCGACAUCAACAAAGAUGAACAGCUAGGGAUUACUGAGCUAUUAGAAUGGAUUAUGGACGUUGAACCCACACUAAAUAACGAUUUGCAAAGGGUUCCAUCUUUCCUUAAAAUGUACAUGGAUGCUUACCCCUUUUUCCUAAUUCAUUCAAAAGGAUUGUCCUAUAUUGGCUUCAGUCUCAUUUAUGUCGAUGGUCUUCGUAACGUUGAUCAUGAUUUCAAUACCAGUAAUACCCCAUCACUCGAAAUUCAGACCCCAAUUCUACAUCAGGUGGCAUCAUUACAAGAAUGCGCAGUUGUAGGACUUCAAGUACAACAAGAGCAACAACAACAACAUAUGCUUCAACCGUACCAAGAACAACAAAUACUACUACAACUACAAGCACAACAACAAGUUGCAAGUCUAGCGGCAACUAAUCACUCACAGAAUUCUAUUGUGUCAAACAACAACCUCAUCGACAACAUUUACAGUGCUAGGAUGGAAGGGGGGAUCAGCUCAAAUGUGCAGGUGGCAUCAUUACAAGGAUGCGCAGUUGUAGGACUUCAAGUACAACAAGAGCAACAACAACAACGUAUGCUUCAACCAUACCAAGUACAACAAAUACUAAUACAACAAGUUUCAAGUCUAGCAGCAACUAAUUACUCACAGAAUUCUAUCGUGUCAAACAACAACCUCGUCGACAACAUUUACAGUGCUAGGAUGGAAGGAGGGAUCAGCUCAAAUGUGCAGAAUGCUGAAGAAUGUAUUGAGUCAACAGUAUUGUACGAUGGACCUCAUCCUGAAUUAGCUGCUAAGCUUGAAAAGGAAAUAUUGGAGACAAAUCCAGGAGUUAAAUGGGAUGAUAUUGCCGGACUAAGUGAAGCAAAGAGGAUUCUACAGGAAGUAAUGGUAUUGCCAUUGUUGAUGCCUGAGUAUUUCCAGGGAAUCCGGAGACCUCAGAGAGGAGUUCUUAUAUUUGGUCCUUCGGGGACAGGGAAAACACUCUUGGCCAAAGUUGUUGCUACAGAGUGUGGGACAACAUUUCUCAAUAUUUCUUGUAGUUCAUUGUGUGGAGAUUGCUAUGGGGAGAGUGAGCGAUUGACACAGUGCUUAUUUGAGAUUGCCCGUACUCAUGCUCCAACUACAAUUUUUAUUGACGAGAUUGAUUAUCUUUGCAGCUCCAAAGGGUCUGCUACAGAGCAUGAAGCAUCCCGAAGGGUAAAGGCUGAACUUAUAGUUCAGAUCGAUGGGUUAAACAACUCUAAUAAAAUGGUGACAGUUUUGGCAGCAACAAAUUUCCCCCAGAGUCUUGACGAGGCACUAAGGAGACGGCUAAAAAAGAGGAUUUACAUCCCACUUCCUGAUUUUAAGAGUCGUAAGGAGCUUAUAAAGAUAAACUUGAAAUCAAUCAAGUUAGCUCCUGGGGUGAAUAUUGACCAAGUGGCACGAAGAACAGAAGGUUACAGUGGAGACGAUCUAACAAAAGUCUGCAGAGAUGCUUCUUUUAAUGGGAUGAGACUGAAGAUAUCAGGGAAAACUACAGAGGAAAUUAAGAACAUAUCCAAAUCUGAAAUUCUGAAUAUUUCGAUUACGAUGGAUGACUUUCUGGAAGCUUUAGAUAAAAUAAAGCCCACCGUUUCUGCAACGGACAUUCAACGAUAUGAGAAAUGGCUUUUAGAAUUCGGAUCAUCAUAG